UCGCUUCAAACGACACGUCAGAACAUGAACAUCAAAACAUUUUGUAACCCUCGUUUCGUUUCUUGUCUCGCGCUAAGAAAAAUAAAAACAUUAAUAAUUCCACUCAGUUCUUGGUUUACUCAUGUUGCUUCACUUUUUAUUUCUCGGUUCAAUAAACGCUCAAACAAGACCAAACGUGACGACUCUGACUCAAUCCUCAAUGUAUGAAAUAGUUUCAAUUGGGUUUUUUGGCUGGCGUUUGAUAUUUUGUUUUUUAUUCGUUCCGAUUCUAUGACAAAGUGUGGUCACCUUUUUGUCGAUAGUUUAGAUCUUCUGUACCUGAAAUAAGGGAUGAUAUAUCUUCUCUAAAACCCAAAUUAAAUAAUAAAGGGGUGUCAUCAUCAUAAUAAAACUUUAUUGUUGUUGUUUUCGAAAAAAUUGUUGAACAAGGAUUCAUUCGGGAAUUUCCAUUUGUUUUGAAAUCCAGAAUAAAAGCAACCAGUUUUCGUAUCCUAUCCACAUUCUUAAUCGUAUCGUUGAGAAGCAAACAUCUGAGCGGAAGUCUAAUUCAAUUUGCAUAAUUUUUUUGAAUAGAAACUGAAAUUGAAUCCUUUACAAUGCCACAACAACAACAAACAAAAACAUUGAAAAUGAUGUACAGCGGAAAUCUGGAGCUAAUAUCCUGCCCGAUCAAGGCUAAAUACGAAGAGUGUAUUGAAAUUGCUUGUCAACGUUUUGAGAUACCUUUCGAAUUUAAAAAUCACAUCCAAAUCUCGAAUGGAUCGAGAUAUAUUUUUGAAAAGUAUACAUUUGAGUACUUUAACUUGUUAUUUCCAAGUCCAGAAAUUAUAUUCUAUAUUAAAUUGGACUACAAUGGACUUUUGGGUACUUUAGGAUCUGAAUCGGAUGAUCGAGUACCAUUUACAAAAUUGCAUAAUAAAAGAAGAAUUAGCAUCGAAUAUGAAGGUGUUCCAGUAACGAGGCAGAAUUGUUUCAUUGGAUCACUUGAUGGGAAUAAUGAUGCCAACACAGAAUCAUCCGAAGAACCAAAACCAAAGAAACAAAGAAUAAUUGUAACCACAUCCAAAUAUGCUGUGAAGAAGAUAUCUUCAAGGAAGUCCAUUCGUGUUUAAGAAAGAAUUUAUUAUUUAUUUUUAUUUAUUAACAUAUUUUUAAGUUUUUUUUUUGUUUAUAAUUUAAAAUAACCACUGAACUGAUUUUUUGUUAGCUAUUU
Episyrphus balteatus (marmalade hoverfly) is the source of this 1213-nucleotide messenger RNA. RefSeq lists its product as uncharacterized. NCBI's taxonomy places the organism in Eukaryota, Metazoa, Arthropoda, Insecta, Diptera, Syrphidae. The transcript is spliced from 2 exons. Bases 597 to 1112 code for a protein of 171 amino acids. The record is from RefSeq and is a predicted model, not a curated record.